Molecule: messenger RNA, 2450 nt
Organism: Diospyros lotus (date-plum)
Lineage: Eukaryota; Viridiplantae; Streptophyta; Magnoliopsida; Ericales; Ebenaceae
Product: protein NEN1-like
Exons: 6
Coding region: 136-1671 (511 amino acids)
Molecular function (GO): 3'-5' exonuclease activity; nucleic acid binding
Source: RefSeq, a predicted model, not a curated record
UCUUCGCGUGGGUCAUGGCGAAACCGAAACCGUACCCGCCUUUUCCAUUCUAUAUGUAUACAUAUAUACGCACUGAUGAUACAUACAAAUUAUCAUCCUAUUUGAUUUCUUCUCCGACGAACACAGCUCUGGGAAAUGGUUUCCAGUGCCGACCGAUCGGAAUUAGCCUUCUUCGACGUGGAGACCACAAUCCCGACCCGACCCGGACAGGGACGGGCGCUCCUCGAAUUUGGAGCCAUCCUGGUUUGCCCCAGGAAACUGGUGGAGCUCCAGAGCUACUCGACCCCGGUCCGACCCGCUAACCUCUCCCUCAUCUCCAACCUCAGCCGACGCCGCAGUGGCAUCACCAAAGACUCCGUCCUUUCCGCCCCCUCCUUUGCCGAAAUUGCCGACCGGGUCUUCGAUAUUCUCCACGGGAGGAUAUGGGCGGGUCACAACAUACUGAAUUUCGACUGUGCUCGGAUACGGGAAGCUUUUGCUGAGAUCAACCGGCCCCCGCCGGAGCCCAAGGGCACGAUUGAUUCGUUGCCUCUGUUAACUCAGAGGUUUGGUAAUAGAGCCGGUGACAUGAAGAUGGCCACACUUGCAAGUUAUUUUGAGCUUGGACAGCAAACACAUAGGAGUUUAGAUGAUGUCCGAAUGAAUCUUGAAGUUCUCAAGCACUGUGCAACAGUACUUUUCUUGGAAUCAAGCCUGCCAGACAUACUUACAGAAAACAGUUGGGUUUUUCCAAAUGCUACCGCAAGAUAUCAUGCAAAUGCAAAUGCUUCUCCAGGUGGUAUGGUCGUGAACAUGAAUGCAUCUUCAUCAAGUGUCAGAAGUGAAAAUCACCCAUUUUCAGAUCAUAGGAAUGCAAACGUGGAAGCAAAUCAUCCAAUACUGUCUCUUAUGGCUCCUAACACAGGGGAUAUUGUUCCGGAUCAUGCUGAACCCAGUGCAGGUCGGGCCGACCAUUUUGUCAUGAGCCCACUAACUGAUGAAGUGGAGAGAGAAUCCCUUCAACCAGAUGACGCCAUGGAUGAAGAAUCUGGCUCAGUUUCAGAAUCUCCAGAGACUUCUACUGCUGCUGGUUCCGAGGGCUCCAGUGGCUAUACUGACUUCUUACAGCCUGAUGAAGUUUAUAUUCCUUCUAUCAAUGCAUCUCUUGCCCCAUUUUGUCGUGGUACUCAAAGAAUACAGAUAUUGCACGAAAAUAUUACACUGCAGCUUUGCUGUACCAAGUUGAAAGUGCGGUUUGGAAUGAGUGCAAAAUUUGUUGAUUAUGCUGGCCGGCCACAGUUGAAUUUUGUUGUGGACGCUACCCCAAGACUUUGCCAGGUUUUGGAUGUGUGUGAUAAUCAUGCACAAAAAUUGUCUGUAGAGUCUGGUAGCAGUUCUGAGUGGAGAUACAUAGUGACCAGAACGACGGGUUUCAACUCACCUACGGUGCGAUUGAACAUAGCUAAUGUAGCAGACGGGAAUGUUGCCGGAUGGUCCACAGAGAUAUAUGAAAAGGAAUCUUCUUCCACCCCGCGGAAGCUCGUGUUCAGUAGGUUUGAUGUUGUAGAACUUGAUUCAUUGUUCACUCCUGGCACUUUCGUGGAUGCCUACUUCUCCUUGGACACACAUGACUAUCAGCAGAGAGCUGGUAUCCGGCUGGUGGCAAAGAAGCUGAUAGUGCAUUCUACCUGAUCGGUCGUCUUCUAUGCAAAUUUAUAACAUGUUUAAAUCUUUAGGAUUUGUCAUUCUAAUUUGUUAGGUUAAAUGAAAUGGAGGUGGAUGCUGAAAGUGGAAAAGAUAACUGAAGUAACUUGUAAAUUCCCAAAUUUGUGGGUUCCUUUUGGAGCUACAUGAUCGUGUUGAUGUAACUCCAAUAACCCUUGCUGAUUAAUUUGCUUAUCUGAACAAAUUAUUCCAGCAAUUAUCUAUUCCAAGUUGUUCACCUAGUGUAAGCUUGAGGUCUUGAAUUUAGUUGGAAAAUUAUUUGUCAAAAUAGUGAAUGCAUCUAUAGGGCUAUCUCCAACGGCGUUGUUAUUUCUGCUCGCCAGGCCGAAUAUAGGGAGCCAAGCCCAAAUUGAAGCCUCCAACGGAUCUCGUCAUCGCCAAAUUCCUGGCGAAGCUCAAAAGCAUCGCCAGAUGUGGCGAUUGAAAUCUUGCCAUCCCACCAGCGACCAACGGAGGCUUGCUGUUCAUCGUUGGAGGCUGCAGCGACCAGCGGAAGCGCCGCCGUUAAUGGCAACGAGCAGAACGAUCUGCGGUGGCAACGAGCAGAAUGACCAGCGGUGGUGCUUGCGCGGCUUGCUGUUUGGUUUGUGAUUUUGUUUCUGUUUUUUUUAAUUUAUUUAUUUGUGUAUUGAGUGAGUGAUAUUGUGUAUUUGUAUACUUAGUUAUUGAUUUAUGUAUUUGAUUAUUAAGUUUGUGUAUGUAUGUAUUUGAUUAUUUUGUAUAUUUGAUUAUUAAUUUUGAAUGUA